AUGAGUACUCUCCCUAUCAAGGAAGAAAUCGUCGACCCAACAGACAACUUAGAUAUACCAACAAACAGUACUACUGCUAUGAUGAUUCCUGUAAGCAGUAGCAAUGUUUUUUUUGGUUCUUGUUUUGAUUAUAGUGAUGAUGAUAUGGAAGGAAUUAGUCCAUUGAAAAAGAUGAGAGCAGAAGCUGCUUUGCCAGUAGGGUUUGUUGAUCCUCUUCCUCCCGAAGAGCGUGCGGCAUGGCAACAGUCUCGUAUUAAUGCUGGCAAGGCUAGUAGUAUUGGUUUUAUUGCUCCUUUGCGGUCGGUUCGUCCAAAAGCCGAGUAUCGUGACGUACCUUUUUCGCGCAAUGAUCAGCUGGUAGUAGUGGCUGGAGAAAAGCAGGUUGUUGCUCCUGCUAAUAUUCCAAGUUGUAAGCAGUUCUGGAAAGCUGGAGAUUAUGAAGGCAUUGAUGGUGGUUUUUCUGCUGUUGGCAUGGAUCAUGUGAGGGUUCACCCAAAAUUCUUGCAUUCAAAUGCCACCAGUCAUAAAUGGGCUUUGGGAGCUUUUGCUGAGCUUCUAGACAAUGCUAUGGACGAGGUUUGCAAUGGAGCUACCUAUGUCAGCGUAGAUGUGCUUGACAACAAGAAAGAGAAGGGCAAAAUGUUAUUAGUUGAAGAUAAUGGCGGUGGAAUGACUCCUGAUAAAAUGCGCCAAUGCAUGUCUCUUGGAUAUUCUGCAAAAAGCAAAUUAGCAAAUACCAUUGGCCAAUAUGGAAAUGGUUUCAAGACCAGUAGUAUGAGACUAGGGGCAGAUGUGAUUGUAUUCUCGCGUUGUCAGGGAAGGGACGGAACAAGCACAACACAAAGUGUUGGAAUGUUGUCAUAUACAUUUUUAAGGAGCACAGGAAAAGAAGAUAUUGUUGUUCCAAUGAUUGAUUUUGUGAAGAGAGAAGAAACUUGGGAAAUGCUGACUCGAUCUUCAGUUGAUGACUGGAAAAGAAAUUCAGAAACGAUAGUACAAUGGUCUGCUUAUGAAAGUGAAGAGGAUCUCUUCCAGCAGUUUGAAUUAUUGAAUGAUCAAGGCACACGAAUUAUCAUAUACAAUCUUUGGGAGGAUGAAGAAGGAGCAACAGAACUUGACUUUGACACCGAUCCACAAGACAUUCAAAUCAGGGGUGUUAGUCGAGAUGAAAAGAAGAUUGAGAUGGCAAAACAAUAUCCUAACUCCAGGCAUUUUCUAACUUAUCAGCAUUCUUUAAGGAGUUAUGCUUCAAUUUUGUAUCUGAGGCUAGCUCCUGGAUUUCGAAUAAUUUUGCGGGGAAAAGAUGUUGAACAUCAUAAUUUGGUAAAUGACAUGAUGUUAUCUGAGGAAAUCACCUACAGACCGCAACCCGUUGGUGAUGAAACAUCCAAGGAUCCAAAUGCGGUAGCUGUGGUAACCAUUGGUUUUGUGAAAGAUGCAGAACAUCACAUUGAUAUUCAAGGUUUCAAUGUUUAUCACAAGAACCGGCUAAUUAAGCCUUUCUGGAGGGUGUGGAAUGCUGCUGGAAGUGAUGGUCGUGGCGCGAUAGGUGUCUUAGAAGCUAAUUUUGUCGAACCAGCUCAUGAUAAACAGGGUUUUGAGCGCACAAUUGUCCUAGCUAGACUUGAGGCUCGUUUACAAGCGAUGCAGAAGAAGUAUUGGUCUUCAAACUGCCAUUUAAUUGGUUAUGCUAAGCGUCGCAAUGUAAAGAACAGUGUCUCUCCUGAGAAAGAAACGAACACUUGUGCUAACAGCAAGUCCUGUUCCCGGUUUUCCUCCAACGGCCACACAACUUAUAAUGACAAAUCUAAAUCCAAAUCCACUGGAGGAGAACACGAGAAGGGACCAGUUCAUUCUUCAACACAAGCGAGAAACCAGACUAUGUCUGGAGAAACUCAGCAAGCGCGUUUAUCAAAUAAGCAAACUGCUCAAACUCCAGGAAUUUCAGUUGUGAAGGUGGAAGAUACUGUGUCCAACUUGAGAGAAGAGAAUCAGAGUACUAAGAAUAGUUUACAACAAGUAUUGCGCGAUUUGCAGUAUGAAAGAGACAGGAAUAGGACUCUAGAAGGCAAACUUAAGGCAGCAGAAAAGAGGAUAUCAGACCUUGACAACAAUCAUGACAAUUUAGCUCUCAUGCUUAUAGAAGAAAGAAGACAUUGGCAACAAGAAGAAGAGAGUUUAAGAUGCAGAUUAAAGGAUGCUUCUGUUACCAUAGACGGGCUGCUCAAGAAAGUGAAGGUGCUAGAAAGUAGGAUAACCUUUAGUUGCAAAACCGAACGUUGA
Molecule: messenger RNA, 2283 nt
Organism: Nicotiana tabacum (common tobacco)
Lineage: Eukaryota; Viridiplantae; Streptophyta; Magnoliopsida; Solanales; Solanaceae
Source: RefSeq, a predicted model, not a curated record